Nezara viridula (southern green stink bug) is the source of this 648-nucleotide messenger RNA. Lineage: Eukaryota; Metazoa; Arthropoda; Insecta; Hemiptera; Pentatomidae. The record is from the annotation of a GenBank genome assembly.
AUGUCAGCUGCUUCUUUGAUGCCGCAUUCCCUACAGCUCUUCUCUUAUGAUUUACGGGAGUCAUCAAGAGUUCCUGUUUAUGAAGUAGCCUACAUCCUGGAUGUGGUCCUGGCCAACCCCCUGGGAAAUGGUAUAUUCUCGGCAAUGGUUUCGAAGAAGACUGAAAAUACUCCCGGGUACUACUGUUGGACAGCCCUCUGCAUAGCGGAGAAUGUUGACAUAAUAGCCGGUGAAGAGAGGAGAAGAAAAAACCUUUCCGGAGACUAUCAAGGCACCGCUAUCUCCGCCAUUAACAGUCAGAAAACCUGGGAACGGACAGGUAGUUCUCGUAAUUACACGACCGGAAAGCACUUGACUAGGUCCUGCCAUUCAUCAUAUAUUGAUAUAAUGGCGAGCAUUGGCAAGGAGGGUGAAGGUCGCACUAUUGUGAAGGCCGUGGUGCACCAUAUGCUCUCCUUGCAGCUGCCUGGCGCCUUAAUUGUCGAGUCAGUGUCGCAUAUUGUGAUUCGCUACAGACAUCGGAUCCAAGACGUAUCCUCUAAUCGCGCCUGGAGCCUUAACGAGAGCGUGGCUCGACACCCCAGCGCAGUGACUCAGCCCCGACCUGCCGCACUAAUCCCGAGGCACAGUGACCCGCAGCUGUGCUGA